ACUGUGUUAUGUCCUGGGAGGUUACUAGGAUCGGAGCUGACGCCACCUCCUGGACAGUGGGCAGUUCGUUGUCACGCGGGACCAAAUUUUGAAUUUGAAAACAGUGGAUAAAUUUAUUGUUUACUACGAUGAUGAUGAUUAUGAUUGUUAUUUAAUGAAAUAAUUAAACUAUGAUUAAGGAUAGAUGUAAUUGAUAAAAUAACUUUUAUCUGAAGACUGAAUUUUAUUAUAAAGUAUGGAUAAAACUUGAUCAGUAAUAACAGUUGUAUUCGUAAAGAGUUCUCGGAGAGAAGUGAAGUUACAUCAGACGGCAGAGAGAUCUCGGACCUUCACUCUCCAACUUCUCCCCACUACUCUCAUGUUCACACUCAUGCUUAUAUGUAUAUAUUCUUAUAUAUCUAUGUUCUUUACUAAAUAUUAUACUUAUACAUUUAUACUUUCUACUAAUUCAAAUUUGGGAUAUAAGCUUACACAUAUACGUUCUUCACUUUAUCCAUUCUACAACUUCUUAUUACUUAUUCUAUUUAUAUGUACUUAGAUACAAUCUUCCAGUUAAAUAUUCUAGGCUAUCAGAGGUGUAUUCCUCCAUAAUUAUUCUAUAUUUAAUUAUUUAGUACGAUUGACAUUACUAUUUAUUGUGAAACAUUAUUAUAAUUAAUAUAAUGCUAUAUUUCUAUAUUUUCUUUAAUUUAUUUAUUAUACGCGUCACUCUUUAUUUAAUAUUAACAGUAAUAGUUAAAUUCUGGUGAGACAUGGUUUUCAUUAGUAAGUAACAUUUAUUAAUUAUAUAUUUUCUUUUCUUACUUGUUGAUAGAAUAUGUAUUUGUUUAUAACCAUAUUGACGGUUAACUUUAGAACAAGGACCUAUUCAUGAUUUUUAUGCGUAUGUUUUGUUUAGGUUUUAAGUAUCGGAUGACAGGAAACGUUCCAAGACCACUCAACCUGUAUUUAUAUUUCUCUGAAUACAAAAUAAAGGUUUAUCUAUCUAUUUAUUUAAACUUUCUUAUAAUAAAAAUAUAUAAUUUAAUGAGUAUGUGCCACGACGAUUUAUCAUUUAAAUUAUUGACUCAAUAUUGUUAAGACGCAAUAAGUGUUGUAAGAAAUUAAUAUAUAAUUUCAAAUGGAAUUCAAAUGCGCGCUUCUUAUAUAUCUCAAGUUUACUAAUUAAUUAACAGGUGGAGGCACCUGAGGCUGUUGAGGACAUAACACCUCCCCCGUUAAUGAAAAUUCGACAUAUCGUUCGUCGAAUUUUUCUCUCAUAUAUACACAUGUAUAUAACGAUAUAUAAUAAUAGCUGAAGCUAAUUCUGAAUGAAAUAUAAAUUCUGCAAGACAAUUACCUAUAUAAAUAAUACCAUUACCGGUUGUUAAAUCGUGGUCGCACAUUUACAUUACAAGUUACAAAAAUAAUCAUUUUUAUGAUUUAAAACUAACAGUAAAUAUUAACUCAGGUUACGCACAAUAUUUAUAUUACACAAGAAUACAUAUUUUUUAAGGGUGAGCAGCACUAACCGGAUGUUCGAAUUUAUUUUUCUAAUUACGUUUGGAAUAAUUACGUCACUUAAAUGAUGAAAACCUUCAAAAAAAAAGUUUAUCUUAAACAUUUUUCGGAAGCUAUAAAAUUUUUGUAAUAAGAAUUGAUCAAUAAAUUCAAAGAAAAGUAAAAUUUAAAAACUCGUUUAGUACGGCCCAGCCUUAUCAUUGAGGUCACGGUGUUUACAUUUUAGCAAGAGUUUAAUCCAGACUAUGAAGUAUUAUACGGAUCAACAAGGUAAUUUAAUUUUGUAGAGUCUUUUGACGAAUUUAAAGAAAAUUUGAUUAAAGUUAUACUCGGAAAUUCUUAUCACUUAUGUUAUAUUAUUCCAGAUAUAUUAAUUUCAACUUGUUUGUAUGUACGACUUGGUAUGUUAUGGGGUGAAUUAGGUAGCUACAUUUCAUUAUUCCAGGUUUCAGUAAUUUUAUAAGGGUCUAUAUAGUUACGAUCAAGUUCGUUGGUUUUCGCGUCAUUUGCCAAAAAUACCCAAUUUCCUUAAGAAAACUUAUUAGGGUUUACCCGACAGUCACAAUAUUCCUUUGAUUUGAAUGUAGCUCUGUCUGGAUUUUCAGCAGCUUUUUAAUUGUGUUACUUGACUUAUAAUCGGCAGACUAGAAAUUACACAACAAGUAAGAUUGAUUUUCUGAUUCUUUUCGUCAGCCGUUCAGGGUUUUUAGGGUUCUUGUCAGGUUCAUCGUCUGAGGAAUAAACGUCAUUUAACAUCGGUUCAGGAAAAGUAUCAUUAUCAUUAAAAGAAUUGGCAGGGAGGUUGGUUUGAACCGGAUAUAAGAAAACUAGAUAUUUAUGACUACAAACAUUUGUUGCUGAUUCCGGAAUAUUUAAAUAUAAACUAGUUUCACUUCUUUUAGAUAACUUUAAUGUUAGUACUUAAGCAUGCAUUUCUAUAAUGUCUCUUUCAUUUUCACACAUUUCAGGCGAGGACGUCCUCUCUGGCAUCUCAUGCAUGGGGGACUCAAACCCCCACACGACAUCCGAGCUCGGUACAACAACUGCUGGGUGGUCCAACCACCCAAGGGACAGGGCUAAUAAACCCCUCUGAAGAGGGCUGCCACUCAUCCAACAACUCGUCUCCCUGGGAAGAGAGUACUGUCCUCGUUCGAGUCUCGCUUUCCGCCUCAACGUCAGGUCGGCGAGUCGUCGGGAAGGCAUCUCUAUCCUUCAGAUAUGUGCACAACGUGCCAAGGGUGGCCAUAAACUUGCUGUUUACGCCACUAUAUUUGGAGGGGGUUGUCCAACAACCCCAGGGAGUCGAUGCCAUAAUUUUUUUUUCACACUCUCUUUUUUUUUUAUCUUAUUCUGUUUUUAUCCAUGCUAAUACUCAACCUACUAUUUCCUAUGAGUUUAUCCUCAAGAAGCGGUUUCCCAAGCUUUGUGUUCUAAAUCAAUAAUAUAUUAAGUAAUUUUAUGUCAAUGGGGUUUCGAGAGAGCGCAUCAACAUUAGCGUUCAAUCGACCUUCCCUAUAAUUGACUUCAUAUUUAUAUUUCCGUACUUCAGCAACCGAUGUAGGAGUUAAGAUAUAGGAAUUUUUAUUCUAUGAGCUCACACCAAUGAUUUAUGAUCUGUGACUUUCAGGAGUUCAGGGGCAGAGUAGUAGGAAGGUAUUUUCUAAUGUCUUCUGGCUGAGAAUCGCACCGAGGGCAUAAAAAGAAGUGUUUGUUGUCGUGACGAAAAGUUUUGAAAGUGGGGGAACUGGAGAAUAAAUUAAUAUCAACUUAUAAUUAAUAUCAGAAUCUAUCGUGAAUUAAAAUUUCUCCAAAUUAAGUAGUUCAUCACUAUUAAUAGUUAUACACGGUGAGGUAAUAUGCUUGUUGUUGUGAGUUUUUAUGGAAGCGUCAUUUUGAAUAAGUUUUGUUUCAUUUGGUCUUCUGUGUGGGCUGUAUUGUCAGUUUGUUGGUCGUUGUAUGCAUUGAAAUUUUGGUUUGAUGUUGUGUUAUUUUCUCUAACCCAAGUAAACCUAUUUUUGCAGAUUUGUGCGAAAUGACCAGGCUUAGAACAUAUUGAACAAAUUACGUUCAUGGAGUUAUUACAGUCUUUUUGUAAUGUCCUCGUCCUCCACAAGAAAAACAAAUAAUCGAAUUACGGUCAAGUCGUCUUAUAUUGUCAUUGUUAUGUGUCUGAGUUACCCGUACAGUAGCCUGGUUAUUAGUUGAUGAUUCCUGUGGCAGUCUGUUAUUGUUAUGAUUUCUUCUAUCUCCAUAAUGAUUGUUCGCAAAUUUGAUAUGAUUUUGGGAACUACUAAUGGAAUAUUGGCUGGAGUAAGGAUUAUUACUACAGUGGGAAUGUAUUUUAAAAAGUGAAUUUUUUUGUUCCAAUUCUUUUUCUAAUUCUACGGCAAGAUCUACUGCUCGCGACAGAGUAAGAGGUUUUUGACUAGCAGCCCACAAUCCUAACUCUCCCCUAAGACCCCGUACGAAGCUAUCUCGAGCUCCUUCUUGGGUACUAGCUAAUAACCCGGUUCGUAUUUCACCCGAAUGCUUAUCCAUAAUUACUUCUGACGUUCCUUGAACGAUUUCGUUGAUUCUAGUAACGUAAUCUACGAUGGUUUCACCAUCCUUUUAAUAAAUAUUCGAAAGUAACGACUGCCAUUGAGAUAGAGUUCUACUCGGCACUAAAGCUCUUUUAAGAUUUCCCAAAAUCCCUUCAAAUGCUAAUCCCGAUUGAUUUGAAAUAUAUUUGCUGGCUUUACCCAAUAUACGAGAUUUUAUCAACUGAGUUAAAUACAAUUUACCAGAUGGAUGUAUUAGAUUUAAGGUUUGAUUACAAAGUUCAAUAAAAUUAUUAACUGGCAUAUUUUCUCCAUUGAAUACGGGUAUAAGGUUUAUAGCGUCUUUGAUACUCAAAAAUUGGGAAUUACUUGUAUGAACUAGAUUAUUGGUAGCAUAAUUGUGCUCAUUAUUUCCGUAGCCCGCGAGUACCGGUUCAAUUGGUACGCGAUUCGAAUUAUGAACUGGAGUAGCUGGAAUGCUAGGGGUUAUAGAAGGAGAGAUGGUGGAAAAAUUGUCAUUAUUAGUGUUCUGAAUGUCAAUAGAACUAAUCACCACUUCAGUGCUCGCGUCCGAAAUGUGUUCGUCUGUAGUCACUAAAUUAGACAUUUUCGCCUCAAAUCAUGUUAAUGCUUCUAUAGUCUUGAUUCUAUUUGAUUACUAUAUUUAAUAUAUUAAGGAAAUACUAUAUCAAAUUACAGUUGAACUUUUAAUUAUAAUUAUUAAGAUUAUGGAAUUGUAAAUAAUACAAAAUAUUAUAAUGUGUACUUAUUUCGACUGAAACUUAUGUCUGAUAGCAAUUUAAAAGUGUUAAAUAUCAAAUAAUCGUCAAAUUUCAUACAUGAAUAGUUAUAGAAUUUCCUUUAAAACAAAAUGCCUUUAGUUUUGAUAUAAAAUAAUACUUCAUAGAAUGACUUACAGGUUGCAGAAUUAAUACAAAUAAAAUACCUUAAAAAAGAAAAUAAUCACUUUUCACUUUUCACUCGCGAAAUUGCCCUUAUUAAAAUCGCACUACAUAAUUUCACUUCACUAAUAUCUUCUGUCAGCAUGAAGUUUCCUCCUAGAUGACCCUUCGCAGUUGAAUUGACCCUCUGGAAUUGGAAGAUCGCCGAUAAACUUACUGGAACGCCGGAACAGAUGCAGAAUAAUACACUCGAUGAUGCUUUUGAAUUUCAAAACGCUGAUGGACCAAUCAGGAUUUUCCAGAACGCUGUUGAAUCUCCAGAUUUGCGUUGAACCCAAUUGGUGUGACUAUCCCACCGCUGUCACCAGUUGUUAUGUCCUGGGAGGUUACUAGGAUCGGAGCUGACGCCACCUCCUGGACAGUGGGCAGUUCGUUGUCACGCGGGACCAAAUUUUGAAUUUGAAAACAGUGGAUAAAUUUAUUGUUUACUACGAUGAUGAUGAUUAUGAUUGUUAUUUAAUGAAAUAAUUAAACUAUGAUUAAGGAUAGAUGUAAUUGAUAAAAUAACUUUUAUCUGAAGACUGAAUUUUAUUAUAAAGUAUGGAUAAAACUUGAUCAGUAAUAACAGUUGUAUUCGUAAAGAGUUCUCGGAGAGAAGUGAAGUUACAUCAGACGGCAGAGAGAUCUCGGACCUUCACUCUCCAACUUCUCCCCACUACUCUCAUGUUCACACUCAUGCUUAUAUGUAUAUAUUCUUAUAUAUCUAUGUUCUUUACUAAAUAUUAUACUUAUACAUUUAUACUUUCUACUAAUUCAAAUUUGGGAUAUAAGCUUACACAUAUACGUUCUUCACUUUAUCCAUUCUACAACUUCUUAUUACUUAUUCUAUUUAUAUGUACUUAGAUACAAUCUUCCAGUUAAAUAUUCUAGGCUAUCAGAGGUGUAUUCCUCCAUAAUUAUUCUAUAUUUAAUUAUUUAGUACGAUUGACAUUACUAUUUAUUGUGAAACAUUAUUAUAAUUAAUAUAAUGCUAUAUUUCUAUAUUUUCUUUAAUUUAUUUAUUAUACGCGUCACUCUUUAUUUAAUAUUAACAGUAAUAGUUAAAUUCUGGUGAGACAUGGUUUUCAUUAGUAAGUAACAUUUAUUAAUUAUAUAUUUUCUUUUCUUACUUGUUGAUAGAAUAUGUAUUUGUUUAUAACCAUAUUGACGGUUAACUUUAGAACAAGGACCUAUUCAUGAUUUUUAUGCGUAUGUUUUGUUUAGGUUUUAAGUAUCGGAUGACAGGAAACGUUCCAAGACCACUCAACCUGUAUUUAUAUUUCUCUGAAUACAAAAUAAAGGUUUAUCUAUCUAUUUAUUUAAACUUUCUUAUAAUAAAAAUAUAUAAUUUAAUGAGUAUGUGCCACGACGAUUUAUCAUUUAAAUUAUUGACUCAAUAUUGUUAAGACGCAAUAAGUGUUGUAAGAAAUUAAUAUAUAAUUUCAAAUGGAAUUCAAAUGCGCGCUUCUUAUAUAUCUCAAGUUUACUAAUUAAUUAACAGGUGGAGGCACCUGAGGCUGUUGAGGACAUAACAACUGUGCUAUUAGGGAAUUGUGGUGUUUUGAGCGCUGUGAACGCUUAGUGGAACGCACCCACUAAAACAUGAUAUAUCAGUGAAACAACUACUUUUACCAAUACUUUUGAAUAAAUCCAGUGUUAUUUACUAUUUACUAUUUCAGUGCCUCUAAAAAUAUUUCGGAUACCUAAUUUAUAUUCCUUUAAUAUAUCUGUUUUUAGUUUUUGAAUGAAAAAUGGCUGCAAUACGUCAUACGUUACAACGCGAAAUAUUUACACCAAGUGAUGAAAAAUUGUUAAGUGUUUGUUUUGUCAGUAAAACAUAUAAAAAAAAGAAAACAAGUUUCUUAUGUUUGACGACUACAACAGAUGUACCAGGAACAUUCAUUAUAUACCAAAUAAAAAAAAAUGAUAGAAAUAUAUUUAAAAAGAAACAGUCCUGGUUACUCACGGAUAUACAAGUUGUCGAUGGAGUUAAAGCUGAUUCUAUGGAUAUUGAGUUACAUAUAGAUAAAAUUUAUAGAUGGACUGUUGCUACGUCACAAGAAUGUCGAACAUUCAUCAGUAAUUUAUAUACUUUCUCAUGCGGCUUACCUCAACGGCCACAAUUUAAAAAUAUUCCACAAAAAUGGUUGAUUGAUCCCACAACUCUUUCGGAAAACGACAGCAUUAUAUUGACUCCAGAUUUGUUGACACCAGUAAUAUCAUCAGACUAUCAGCCAAUAACCGAUAAAGAGACAACAGAUCUUGAGAAUUUGAUGUUAAAUUGUUCUUACGCAAUAUCUAAUGCUGAGUUAUUUAUGGAAACUCUCUCGAAAGAUUUAUCAAUUUUAGAUGGCGAAAAUGUUCAGUCAGUUUUAGCAUCAGAGCCUCAAGUAAUUCAACUUAUGAACGGAAUUGAAGCAGCAAUUGUUGAAGCUUCAGUUGUAGAAGCACGGUUAACAUUGUAUGAUGAAGCUCUAGGACGAAUUCGUGAAGUCAUGGCUCGAGUUGGACAAAAGAAUCAAGCCAUUCACACUGCAAAUCGCAAUGCGAGAUUAUUAUUAGAGCAUUUAGACACAAUUAUAACUCAAUUAGACGUAUCAAAUCAUCAUCAAAAAAUAAUUAAUGAAUCUGAACUUCCGGGUGGUAGAGCUGAACUUGUAUUAGCUGGACAUGCAGUUUUAAAGGCUGUUUCAGUAUCAUUACCCACAGGUCUUGAUAAAUUAAGUGCAGUUAAUGAACAAAAACGUCGAUUAGAUAAAUUGAAAGUUAAAUUUUCGUUAUUAGUUGCUCGGCACCUCAAUAAUUUAUUUAUUCACUUAGGUAAUGAUAUCGGUGAAACAUCAUCUGCUUUAGAUUUAAUUUUACCAAUGCAUUCAUCAGUUCACCGUGAAUUAGAACCAUACACUGAUUUGAUGCAACUACUUCGCGCAUUAGAUUACAAAACAUUUUCUCAGUUAAUCAAAGUUUACACUAAUACUAUGAGUAAACUAUAUCAAAGAGAUUUUAAAAUAUUUUUUGAAGAAGCUAAAACAUGUUUAAUUAAUUCACGACCACACUUCAGCUCAUCUAAACCAAGUGGUCAAAAAAAAGAUGAUGACUUAUUCACACCAGCACCAAUAUAUUUAUUGAGUAAUGAAAUAUGGACACCACAUAAUGAUGGUAUUAUAUUAGAUUCGAUCUUAGAUCGCGUACUAUCACAAUUACAACCAAUCAGUUUAGCUGAACAAGCAUUCUGUGUGACAUUCUUUCAACUAGAUUCUGUACUAUCACCAUCUAAAACUAGUGAGAACGAAGAUAGUACGAUUGUUCUCAGUGAUAAUAUAAGUAAUGGGGCGACAAGUCCUGAAUCAGUUUCAUUGACAGUAAGCAAAAAAUUAGAAAGACAAGUUAAUGAAGAAGUUCGUGCUACAAUGGGUGCUAUAUUCCCGUCUUUAGAAGUAGAAUUGAAUAAUUUUAUAUUAUUUUUAGAUAAAAUUGAUAGUUUUUGGUGUAUGUAUUUAUUGGUACGAUUGUCUCAACACGUAAUGUCAGCACAAGAUACGGGAUCGUUCUUAUCAAUGACAUUUGCAUCAGCUUUAGUUCAAGUAAAAAGAUCAUUUGAUAAAUUUAUGCAAUUACAACAGCAAUCUAUUUUAAAAGAUACUAAGGUUAAUCGGCGUAAUAAAUGUGGAAUUUUGCCUUAUAUAGCCAAUUUUGGUUUGUUUGCUCGAAUUACUGAUAAAAUAUUUAAAAAUUCUGAUCGUAAAGUGGACUUAGAAAAAUGGUAUACAAAAUUAGUCGGAACCAUGUUUGAAGCUAUCAACAUUCACAGUAGUGAACAUCAUAAAACACCUCAAGAAGUUGUAAAAAUGGAAAAUUUUCAUCACCUCUAUGAUCUUUUAUCACAAUUAAAAAUAUCUGUUCUGGAUAAUGAGCGGAAAAGUGCAAAACAAAAGUAUCAAGAUGCAUUAAAAGCAUACGUUACCCGAUAUUUCGGCCGACCCUUAGAAAAACUUAAUAUAAAUGUGAAUGUAAAUUAAUAAAUAAAAAUAGUAAAGUUGGAGCUAUUGCAACAAGACAAGGAAAACUAUACAAGAUGAAUUUUAAUGUAGAUUUGGAAAAUAAUUCUCAAAUUUCUCGAGAAUCUCAAGCAUUUAAAGUUGGAAGUUUGAAAAUAUGGCAUGAAAAGUUAGUUCACCAAAAUUAUGGACAAGUUAAGGAAAUUUUGCAAAGAAAUAAUGUUGAGUUUACGGAUUAUGAUGAUAUUAAAAUUUGUGAAGAUUGUAUCAAAGGUAAGCAACAUAGGAUACCACAUUCAAAGAGUCGAUCACGUGCUACAAAAAUAGGUGAAUUAAUUCAUAGUGACUUAUGUGGACCUUUUGAAGUUGAUUCUCUCAGUGGAGCUAAAUAUUUUUUAUUGUUGAAGGAUGAUUUUUCGAGUUAUAGAAAUAUUUAUUUCUUAAAACAUAAAUCUGAAACUAAAAUAAAUAUACAAAAAUACGUUAGAUUAGUUGAAAAAGAAAUAGGCAAUAAAAUAUUAAUUAUUCGUACUGAUAAUGGAUUAGAAUUUAUAAAUCAAGAGUUGAAAGACUUUUUUGAAGAAAAUGGGAUUCGUCAUCAAAAAACAGUAGCGUAUACUCCACAACAAAAUGGUCGAGCCGAAAGAGAUAUGAGAUCUAUUGUUGAAUUAGCAAGAAUAUUAAUUCAUAGUAAAAAUUUAGUCAAAAAUUAUUGGGCUGAAGCAAUUAAUACUGUAGUGUAUAUAUUAAAUCGCACAGGAACAAGUUCGGUACAAAACAAAUCACCUUUUGAAUUAUGGUAUAAUAAACAAAUUGAUAUGUCUGUGUUUCAAGUUUUUGGCACUGGGGUUGCAGUACAUAUUCCUAAAGAAAAACGUUUGAAAUUAGAUUCAAAAAGUAGAAGGGGAAUUUUCGAGGGUUACAGUGAAGAAGUUAAAGGUUACAGAGUUUUCUUUCCCGAAGAAGAGUGGAGUGUGUACGUGAUUUGAUUCUUUUACCUGAAAAUUGUCAAAAGAAUGAGCAAAAAGAAGAAUUCAUGUUUUUGGAUAAAAUUACUGAAAGUGAUAACUCACAUGAACUUAAUGAAAGUGAUUAUUUUAGUAUCGAAGAUGAAUCAGAUUUAGGGAGGGAAAUUGAUUUUGAACAAGAAAACUUGAUGGAAGAAAAUGAAAAUAAUUUAACUCUGAUGGAAGAAACUGUUAUUUUAAAUGAUGAAAAUAUUACAGAUGAUUUGGAGACUCAAAGGAUAUCUAAACGAGUUAAGAAAAAGCCAAAAUAUUUACAAGAUUAUGAAACAAGUUUUGUUGCUAAAGGAGAUCCUUGGAACUAAUGAUAAGCAGGUUGAAAAUUUAAAAAUGGUUCUUAAACAAAAUUUAAAAAUGAAAGAUAUGGGUUUAAUCAGUGAUUUCUUAGGAAUAAAUAUGUCAGGAUAUAAAUAAAAGGAAAAUCAUUUUAAGUCAAGAAAAAUAUUUAAAAAACGUAUUAAUUAAAACUAAUAUGUCUGACUGUAAAGGAGUUCAUGUACCAAUGGAUAAAAAUUUUAAUCUGGAGUUACUUCGACGAGAAAAAUCAGAAUCAGAUAUUUUAGAAUCUAAGUGUAGAUCAAUUAUUGGAUUAUUAAUGUAUGCUAUGUUAGCAAUACGACCUGACCUUUCUGUAUCAUUAAACAUUUUAAGUAGAUUUCAAAGUA
Microplitis demolitor is the source of this 10669-nucleotide messenger RNA. It is a transcript of the gene Sec3, whose product is annotated as exocyst complex component 1. Gene Ontology annotation, molecular function: phosphatidylinositol-4,5-bisphosphate binding. Gene Ontology annotation, biological process: Golgi to plasma membrane transport; exocytosis. The record is from RefSeq and is a predicted model, not a curated record. Gene Ontology annotation, cellular component: exocyst; plasma membrane. The transcript has 4 exons. The coding region runs from base 6733 to 9000 and encodes 755 amino acids. Lineage: Eukaryota; Metazoa; Arthropoda; Insecta; Hymenoptera; Braconidae.